AUGUUGAUGGGAAGGUCAUUCAUCUUGUGGAGCGAGCACCUCCUCAGAGCAGUCAGCCUGGGGGUGGAGGAGGUGGAGUUUCUGGCUCCUCGGGUACAACGGAUGGAGGAUCCACCUCCUCUCAGUCCUCCACUUUUCCAGGAACUCCACAUGACCGUAAUGCCAACAAUUAUGUCAUGCUGGGCACUUUAAAUCUGCCUGUGAAUAUUAUGGACCCACAGCAAAUACAGAUGUCAGUGCAGCAGAUGUUGGCUGGUGUUGGAGAAAUAGGGCGUAAUGUCAGAGUGAGCACCAGCACAGGAAGCAGUGGCUCUGUGGAUGUCCAUAUCAACGUGGACCAAUCAGUGCAGAGCGAGCCCAGGAUGAGGCUCCAGCUGGCUGAAAGCCUGCUGCGAGAGACACAGGCUUUAAUUCUCAGACUCGAGGGUCAAUCAAGUGAACCGUCAUCUCAGCAGGAGACACCACCUCCUCAGCCACUAUCAUCAUCAUCAUUCUCAGCACAACCAAUGGACAGCUCCCCACCUCCACCCUCCUCCUCAUCCUCUGCUUCACAGACAGAAGGAGCAACUCACUCUGGACCCAAGUAA
Molecule: messenger RNA, 587 nt
Organism: Sinocyclocheilus grahami
Lineage: Eukaryota; Metazoa; Chordata; Actinopteri; Cypriniformes; Cyprinidae
Product: large proline-rich protein BAG6-like
Exons: 4
Biological process (GO): ERAD pathway
Cellular component (GO): BAT3 complex
Molecular function (GO): misfolded protein binding; polyubiquitin modification-dependent protein binding
Source: RefSeq, a predicted model, not a curated record